Messenger RNA from Microdochium trichocladiopsis, 510 nucleotides. RefSeq lists its product as uncharacterized. Lineage: Eukaryota; Fungi; Ascomycota; Sordariomycetes; Xylariales; Microdochiaceae. The coding region runs from base 1 to 510 and encodes 169 amino acids. The record is from RefSeq and is a predicted model, not a curated record. The transcript is spliced from 2 exons.
AUGGUCACGAUUCAGUCACUCGGCUCGGCCUUUUUUCGACAACAGUUGGCUGUUGCCAUAUACAAGUUGGCGGAUGUCCUAGAAAAUUUAACCUAUGUCACAGGCCUGCCACAGGAGAGCAUCGGGCUCAUCAUCGGGUCCAUAGCCUUCUUCCUCAUCACGUAUUUUUCUCUGGCUCCACUGGCAUUCGGGCGGGUGUCCCGCGAGAAACGUUGGGAAGAGCUCACUCCAGAGACGCAGGAUGAUUGGAAAAUGCGAACCAGUAAUCUGGUCAAGGGCACCGCUUUCGGUUUCGAUGCUGCCUACAUCGUGAUCACCGACAUUCUCGCAGGGCGUGCCUAUCUGUUCGAACGCAUCUGCCACCGACGUGCGCACGGGGAGCGGCUCACAGCCAUCGCCAUGGGUUUCUACCUCUGGCACUCGGUAUCUCUUGUUCGCAAGAUUUACACUACUCCCUUUUCCUCGACUAUCAUAUUUCUUGAGCUUCGAGAUUACCAAUAUCCCAUAUAA